AUGCCCUGGAUCCUGCUCACACUGCUGCUAUUCGGGGACGCUGUGGAAAUGUUCGCCCUAAACCACAGCAAGAAACAAGUGGGGGUUGGGCUGAAGGAGAAUUGCACCGGCUGUUUGAUCUGCUCAGAAGAGAACGGCUGUUCCACCUGCCAGCCACGACUUUUCCUCCAUAUUCGCAGAGAUGGCAUCCGCCAGUACGGGAAGUGUGUACAUGACUGUCCCCACGGCUACUUUGGUGUGCGUGGCCACGAGGUCAACAGGUGCAAAAAAUGUGGGUCCACCUGUGAGAGCUGUUUCAGCCAAGACUUCUGCAUUCGGUGCAAAAGGAGGUUUUUUUUGCACAAGGGGAAGUGCGCUCCCACCUGCCCACCAGGCACCAUUGCCCACCAGAGCACAUGGGAAUGCCAAGAGGAAUGUGAAUUUGGACCCUGGAGUAUCUGGAGUCCCUGCAGCCAGGAUGGGAAAACCUGCGGGUCAGCCUGGGGCCUGGAGACCCGAGUGCGUGAGGUCAGCCGAGGCAGUCGAGAGGAAGGGGCGGCAGCCUGCCAAGCCCUAUCUGAGACAAGAAAUUGUCCCAUCAGGAGGCACUGCCCUGGAGGUGAGGACCUGAGUGGGCCCAUGACAAGACAUGCUGCUGGGGGCUGA
Molecule: messenger RNA, 645 nt
Organism: Trichosurus vulpecula (common brushtail)
Lineage: Eukaryota; Metazoa; Chordata; Mammalia; Diprotodontia; Phalangeridae
Gene: RSPO4
Product: R-spondin 4
Exons: 4
Coding region: 1-645 (214 amino acids)
Source: RefSeq, a predicted model, not a curated record